AAUCAUUCAUUUUCGGAAAAUGGACACCUAAAUUUACGGUCUAAUAAUAUAUUUAAAAAUAAAAUCAACAGAACAUCCUAAAAAUGUCCGAUACUCACCAGAGCAGUCUGCUAUCGGGCAUUCAAGCCGUCCGGCUCUUCUGGUCAGUCCACAACGAACGACGUCGUUCGAGUCAGGUGAGCCAACUAACGCAACGCAGCCGAAGUUCAUCCGACGACGUUUGUUCCGAUGUGGUGGCGGCGGCAGCGGCCGAAGAUCAAGAUCCGGUCAAGGUGGAAUCGAAAAUAUGCCGAAUCUGUCGCGCCGGGGACGAUUCACUGGUGGACAAUCUUUGCAACUGCAAGGGAAGCAUCGGACAUAUUCACGAGCGCUGCCUGCGGCUGUGGACCGUCUACCGGCGCAGUCAGGUGUGCGAGAUCUGUCACUGCAAGUUCCGCUGGGAGUUGGACAGCAAUCUGUCGGUUAAGUCGAGCGAUUGGCGAUUAAUAGGAAACUUUUUUCGUCGGCGCUAUUUUUGGGUGUUGCUUCGAGAUUUACUUAAUUUUGCCGUUCUGUUCGGCAUUUCUGCACUGCAAAAUGCCAACAUUGUCAGCAUGGUUCAGGAAGAACGGGAGCACGGUUUUACGGCGGUUCUGCCACUGGCUUUGGUUUGUGCUUCCUGUUACGACAUGUUCUUCACCCGGUGGGUGGUCAACCGGACCCUGAAGGCGUACAACCUGGUACGGGAGUACUGGACCAUGGCUCACGAUGACGAAUUUCUCGGUUACUUCGACGAAGAUUUUGCCGUCUACGGAGAAAAUCAAAUGGAAAUCGAAAACAUGCUGCUGGCGGAGUACGAAGCUCCCGAUUAGUGUGGAAGGUGCGAAAGGAUUAACGGCCGGCUUGGGUUGAUGUAAUCGAACGCUCGAAGGGCGAGUUCCUUCUGGAAGUCACUGUCGCCGCUGCAUUCAAGCAUAUCUACGCGAUGGGAGUGUUGAAAAUUUGCGGUUGUCGGGAGCCGCACGGAACUCGGGAGCCUGAAGUGACAAAUUUAUGACAUAGAGUUAAUGGAUUUCUAUGGUAGCCGGAAUCGAAUAUACGGCAAAUGGGACUAUGCUAUGUCUAUGUCUCUGAGCAAUAUAGUCCUAACCGAAGGUUUAUUUCGAAAUUUUCGAAUGGAUACAAGCGGCACUCCCCUUUUAAGCAAAUGAACUUUAUUCAUUUUCCAAACCUCUGAUGUUUGCGGUUUUUCCGGCGCACGGGCGCGCGUUCUCACAGCUUACAUAUUCAUAAAAGUUUGCCGGGCAAAGUAUGCACCAUGUUUGUCGGAAUUUCCAUUAAUUUCCCCUGUACUCCGGGGAUGGCAGCGGUAAACGUUACAGUCAACCGGUGUAUUAUUCCUUCAUCUUGAAUAGCAAUCUGGUGAAGUGGAUGUGCUGCGAGUAGCUCAGAACGGUUUCCGGAAUCGUCAAAGGUCAAGUAGCUGAACGGGAACAAAAAAAAAAAUGCUUCCAGCAAUUAUGCGCUGUAAUAACUAUUCAAAGCAGAAGAAUAAACUCCGUAAUUGGAUGUGGGCACAGCAACAA
Malaya genurostris is the source of this 1565-nucleotide messenger RNA. RefSeq lists its product as uncharacterized. The record is from RefSeq and is a predicted model, not a curated record. The transcript has 4 exons. Bases 84 to 851 code for a protein of 255 amino acids. Lineage: Eukaryota; Metazoa; Arthropoda; Insecta; Diptera; Culicidae. Gene Ontology annotation, molecular function: ubiquitin-protein transferase activity; zinc ion binding. Gene Ontology annotation, biological process: protein ubiquitination.